CCAACAUGGAGACUGCCACAACAUUUGGAAUGCCUGCUCAUAUGAAUGACCUUGGGGAUGUUGAAUCAUCUUCAGAGCUCAAGUGCAAACUAUGCACCAGUACCUUCUGUGAUGCGGAGACCCUGCAAGCACAUACAGCCAGUCGCGACUGUGAGCGGCGCUUUAAGUGCGAGGUUUGCGACAAGCGGUUCCUUCUGAAGCAUCAUCUCAAGCAACACCUGCUCACUCACACCGGUGAGAGACCAUACCUGUGUGGUCAGUGUAGUCGACGCUUCACUCGCUCUUCCGAUUUGAAGAACCACCUGCGUGUUCACACCGGUGAGAGACCUUACCAGUGCGCGCAAUGCGACAUGGCUUUCUGUCAGCAAGGUGACUUGAAACGGCACAUUUUCACGCAUACCGGUGAGAGACCACACAAGUGCAUGGAAUGCCCGAAACAGUUCAGCGUGGCAACCGCCCUAGCGGAACACAUGCGAACUCACACCGGUGAGAGACCAUAUAGCUGUAACUCGUGCAGUAAGCAAUUUUCUCGCCUGGGAGACUUGAAACAACACACGAGGACACACACCGGUGAGACGCCAUUUACCUGCAACGUGUGUGACAAGUCUUUUACGUGGCGGAUCGACUUGACGAGACACAAAAGAACACACACAGGUGAAAAGCCGUACCAAUGUGAUGUCUGUAACAAGCGGUUUAGCGUAAUGAGCACUUUAGCAUCCCACAAGCGGUCUCACACCGGUGAAAAGCCAUAUCAGUGCCAGGAGUGCAGAAAGCGGUUUACUCAGCUUAGCAGGUUAAAGGACCACGUGCGCAUUCAUUCCGGCGAGAAACCGUAUAAGUGCGGUGUGUGUGAGAAGAGUUUCACCCGACUGGGACACUUACAACAGCACACUCUCGUUCACACCGGUGAGAGACCAUUCUCCUGUGAACAGUGCAAAAAGACGUUCGCACAGAUGAGCGAUUUAAAAAGGCACAUUCGCGCGCACACCGGUGAGAGACCAUACGCGUGCGAUCGUUGUCCGAAACAGUUCAGUCUUCUCGACAGCUUGAAGGAACAUAUGCGGACUCACACCGGUGAGAGACCACAUACAUGCCCGGAAUGCCACAAACAGUUCACACAGAACGGGUCCUUGGUGGAACACAUGCGAAAGCACACCGGUGAGAAACCUUACGAAUGUGACGAGUGUGGCAAGAAAUUCGCCAGGCUGAAUGGUGUGAAGCAACACAUGAAGACACAUUGUUAGAUAACACAAAAGAACGACUGGUGGACGAUCAAUUUGUAUUUCAUAUCGUACAAUUGUUUAUUCUAGAUCUGUUUAUUUAUCACAAUGAAUAUAAGGUGGACAAUCGUUUUUGCAUGCACAAUGAGAUGUUCUUCCGUGCCCAAUACUUCAGUGGGCAUCUUUCAGUGUUGAGAAACUAUGGAGUUGCGCUCUGGAAAUUUCUGAGCUUUUAUUCUGGUGCAACGUUUGGUGCGGCUGGACAGGACAAUAUGGGAAUACACUUGGCCUUCAUACAAUGCACCUACCACUCAUACUACCAGCUUAGGCCGUAUCUAAUGACAGCCAGAAUGCCGUGGAAUUUUUAACUCUCUAGAGACUCGUAAGACAUUUUCACUUGAAUAUCUACCCAUUGCAUUGAACAGACUUGCAAUCAUUGACCGAUCUCUCAAAAUCAUGGAAUGAUCGAUAGAAUAUUGGGUGUAUUUAAUUACUGCCGACGAUGUUAUCAAGAAAAGCUAACAGACUUGUCGGCCGAACGAUUUUUCUAUUGCAUGACGGAGACUUUGAAACGAAGUGCAAAUUCGCUGUGAAAGCCGCCUGUUCUAACCUCUCUGUAGCUAUUGUUGAAGACCUAAAGAAAGUAUCUUGUAAACGUAAUUUAACGAACUUUUGGACAUGAAAGCAAUUUAGGUUAUGUUUCUUGCCAUAUGUUCUAUUCAGAUAGUAUAUAUUCUGGAUUGGCAGAGAGUGGAGUUUUAUAUUGCAUGCGCAAGCUAUAACUGGUGAUUGGGUGUUUCAUAGAUACAUAGGAGUGAACAUAUCGAUAGCAUCUAUUGUAAUUUAACUUCAAUCUUGUUGUUUUGUGAUCUGUAAAUGUAUAAGUAUACAACGUCACUCUUCAGUUAUGAAUAAAAUGUUGGUAUAAAUGUUACAUUUGAGUGACGUUUCUACCAUUGGCACAGACGACAAAUCGUAUACUAUAUUUUCUGAAUAUUUACAUAACAAGGCAACUAUACGUCUUUUGUCGAUUAGAUAGUUGGACGAUGUC
This is a messenger RNA of Branchiostoma floridae (Florida lancelet), 2271 nucleotides long. RefSeq names its product gastrula zinc finger protein XlCGF57.1-like. The transcript has a single exon. The coding region runs from base 6 to 1244 and encodes 412 amino acids. NCBI's taxonomy places the organism in Eukaryota, Metazoa, Chordata, Leptocardii, Amphioxiformes, Branchiostomatidae. Gene Ontology annotation, biological process: regulation of transcription by RNA polymerase II. The record is from RefSeq and is a predicted model, not a curated record. Gene Ontology annotation, molecular function: DNA-binding transcription factor activity; RNA polymerase II cis-regulatory region sequence-specific DNA binding.